CCAUACCACAACAGGAGGGUCUUUUCACCACGAUCAAAAGUCACAAAAUCGUCCGACGAACCAGAGUACAGGUCCGCCGUGGAUGACGAGGAUGAUGAUGAUGAGGAUGAUGAAGAUGAUACCGAGAACAUCCACCUCAUCCCGAGAUGCUCCCCGGUGCCCAGAAAACGAGGCCAUUCUCUCUACGAGGAGAGAGAAGAAUAUAUAAGGACCCACUUUGCGCUGUCGUCCGAAAAGAGAGUGUCGUUUGCCGACACAACAGGUGGAGAUCUGAUCGACGUCAAGGAGUUCGUUGCCUUUGAUUCGGACGAUGAAGAGGACAGCGCGAGGUGGGAAGAACAGGAGGCAAAGUAUCGAAAGGCGGAGAGAGAACCCGUCUAUAAUGUGCGCCCGGAGUUCGUUCCGCCCGCCGGCGGCGCCCUGAUCGAGGCUGUGCGCACCAACAAAGUGGAGGUCGAACACGUGUCUCCAGUGGAGAACGAACCGCUCUCUUUCACUGGCCAAAUCCGAGUCCUGAACAUCUCCUUCCACAAAGCAGUUUUUGUCAGAGCCACCAUGGACAACUGGGUCUCUUACUUUGAUCACCCGUCAGAUUAUGUCCAGGGAUCUCAUGAUGGGGAAACGGAUCAAUUCUCUUUCAAAUUAUCUUUUGCCCCUCCUUAUGUUACACAUGGCUCUCGCAUUGAGUUUGUUGUUCGCUAUGAAACGUCUGAAGGCAAUUACUGGGCUAAUAACUCCCAUCUGAACUAUGUGGUAACUCUGCUCCUGUCCUAUGAAGAUGAUGCAGUUGAACGAAACAUCAGCAUGCACGGAAUAAGAAGCAUUCUAAGACCUCCUCAAGAGUUCAGUGUGGAUGAUGAGUUAGCUUCCGAGGAUGAGCAUAAUGAGCACAAAGAAGAAGUAGGAAGCUCCACAUCAGAAAACGUCCAGCCUCCAGCUUUCAUUCUGCCAGAGUUGGACAUAGAGAUUCAUCCAUCUACUUCCUCCAUCUUGCCCAGCCAGGAGCAUCCAUUUGUUGAUGGAGCACUGUCCGCUAACGCCGUAUCCCCAGGUCAACACUUCACUGCAAUGUCUUCCGAAACCACACUUCAAUCUAGUUUAAACUUUUGCAGCAUGCGCCAGCAAUCAGUCCAACCCAAUGAGACGCAGCCGUACUCCAAGUCCCUUGUGAAUUAGACAAGCAAGCCUCAGAUCAACCUGAAGACCAAAGUCCAUCUGCAGUGCUGGCUUCUCCGCCACAGGAGUCCAGGCUGAGAUGUGGUGGAGAGGAAAUUCCCAGUUCAGCAGCUUUGUGCACCCCUCAGCCUGCAGCAAAGACAAAUCUGUGGUCAGCAGGACAGGGUGGAUUGACCGACAACCACGUGGCUCCUUCUUUGCAUGAGCUGUCUGGUGACUCUGGCUCUGCUCCUGCUGUGACUCGCUGCAGAGGUAAAGCUUUAGCAGAAAGUUCCAGUGUGGCUGCACCACACGGUGAAGGUGGUACACCUGGUGUAGUCGCAUCUCUUCUGACAGAGAGUCGGGCAUCUCCGGGAGCAGAAGCUCGGCCGUCUCUGAGCAGAGCUGUCACUGAGGAGACUUUAGAUCUUCAUCCUGUCCAGACCUGGAAUGAGAAGGAAGCCUCCGUACAGAUUUCUCCUGACACAUCAUUAGAGAUGCCAACAAAUACACCCUCAGAGGCUGCUGGAACCCAGUGUGAGAGUGAUGUAGACAGACACCUGAGAUCAUCCUUCAUCUUUCUGAGUGGAGUUAUCUUAUUCUUUGUAGCACUGCAGGAACCCAGGGUCCUCUUCCUCACCGGACUGUUUUUGGUCUUGCUGUGGUUUUAAUUAUACCAGUUCUUUGUAAAAAGUCUUCCAGUUAAGUGCCUUUUCAUAAUUCCUAAAUAAGCCAGUGAGUUGA
Messenger RNA from Thalassophryne amazonica, 1899 nucleotides. It is a transcript of the gene ppp1r3f, whose product is annotated as protein phosphatase 1 regulatory subunit 3A. The record is from RefSeq and is a predicted model, not a curated record. NCBI's taxonomy places the organism in Eukaryota, Metazoa, Chordata, Actinopteri, Batrachoidiformes, Batrachoididae. The transcript has 4 exons. Gene Ontology annotation, biological process: regulation of glycogen biosynthetic process. Gene Ontology annotation, molecular function: glycogen binding; protein phosphatase 1 binding. Gene Ontology annotation, cellular component: protein phosphatase type 1 complex. The annotation marks the transcript as partial.